GACGAUGUUAGCAGUUUGUGCUACUGGGGUUUUGCGUAGAGGAGGAUCAUAAACAGCUGAACAUUAUUCACAUCGAAAGAAAAAAAUCGAAGAAACAGAGUAUCCCCGUGGAGCGAAAGUACCGAUUGCUUGAAGAUUCGGAUUUGGAUUCUUGGACUUGGACCUCUCCAAAGUUUGAUCUCUCUCUAUUCAUUCGAUUCUGAGAUUCAGAGCUGAUUAAUGCAAGGACGGGAACGGAAGAGGGGAGGUCAAAGGAUUGCCUGGUACUCGCUAAUUCCAGUGGUAAUUCUAACUCCAGUUGCAGAGCGAAUAACCCCUGCUACUUAGAAGAAGAAGUGGUGGAGCGUUAAUUUUCUGCUCGGGAUAACGGGAGUGGUUGUGGUCUCUGUAAAUGGCGGAUCUAACUCUGGAGUUGCAGGAAGCCGGUUGGGAGGAAUUGAGGAAGGAGGCCAGAAAGAUCGAAGGGGAUCUCGAUGGCAAACUAUCUUCCUACGCCAAGCUCAGCGCAAUGUUCAACCAAGGAGGUUAUGCAGAAGCUGGGUCACCAACUUUUGGGUCCAGCAGAUCGUUCAAGUCUGUGGAUAUGGAGAUUCAAUCAUUACUUGAGAAGCUAAGUGAUACCAAUGAUGCAAUGAGUCGAUGUGCUGCAUCUGCCAUGCCUGCCACAUCAAUUACGCAGAAGCUAGCAAGGCACAGAGACAUACUUCAUGAGUUUGCACAGGAAUUCAGACGAAUCAAGGGAAACAUAAACUCCAUGAGGGAGCAUGCUGAGCUUCUCAGUUCUGUUCGUGAUGAUAUCAGUGAACACAAGAUCUCUGGGAACAUGUCACCCAAAAUGCAUAUUCUACGUGAGAGAGCUUCAAUACACGGAAGUAUAGUUAAUAUUGAUGAUGUCAUAAAUCAAGCUCAAAAUACAAGGGCAGUUUUGGGCUCCCAGCGGUCUUUGCUAGGAAAUGUUCAAGGGAAAGUUAAGCUACUGAGUGACAAGUUUCCAGUCAUCCGUGGCCUUCUUGGUGCCGUCAGAAAGAAGCGAUCUCAAGAUACCCUCAUCUUAUCUGGAGUCAUUGCAGUUUGCACAGUGUUUCUGAUUAUCUACUGGCUUUCAAAAUAGAAACAAGUAAAAGAUCAUGUAAAUAGGAGGAGAUGAGAGUGCCAUUUCAGCAGGAGUUUUGCUACAACAUGUUGCUUGAAGCAAGAUGAACAGAUGUAAAUAUGUAAUUGUGAUAUCAAUAUAUUUUAACACUCAAAUCAUCCAGAAUUGAAUUGGCCCUACAGGGUUAAUAAUUUUGAGCAUUUCCGUUCUCUAAUUCACAUCUAUACACAAUUUGUAUGUGGUUA
Molecule: messenger RNA, 1338 nt
Organism: Macadamia integrifolia
Lineage: Eukaryota; Viridiplantae; Streptophyta; Magnoliopsida; Proteales; Proteaceae
Product: Golgi SNAP receptor complex member 1-2-like
Exons: 6
Coding region: 392-1111 (239 amino acids)
Biological process (GO): endoplasmic reticulum to Golgi vesicle-mediated transport; vesicle fusion
Cellular component (GO): Golgi medial cisterna; Golgi membrane; cis-Golgi network
Molecular function (GO): SNAP receptor activity
Source: RefSeq, a predicted model, not a curated record